Symbiodinium pilosum is the source of this 507-nucleotide messenger RNA. The record is from the annotation of a GenBank genome assembly. NCBI's taxonomy places the organism in Eukaryota, Dinophyceae, Suessiales, Symbiodiniaceae.
GGCUUGAUGCUCGGGGGCGAUGCGCCGCUGGGGGUGUAGCCGCCAACAUCGGGCUCGGGGAGCCCGUCGCACAGACUCGCACGGGCUUGCGCCUGAAAGCUCCCGCUCCUGCACGAAAGCCUCCUCCGGCCAGAACGGCAGCGCCACCCUCGGUCGUCCAGAAGGAGCCCGAAGAGCUUCAGGUCAUGAGUGCCGCCAAGCUGUGGCAGAUAGUCCAGCACUUACAAUCUCUUGGAGGAGGAGGUCUACCCAUUCUGCCCUCGCAUCGAGAGGGCAUGGAGGCAUGGGUGUUGAAGGCUCAGCGGCUCUUGGCGGUCACUCCCGGCACGCAAGCCGCUGGCGCUCCCUCCGAGCUAGGACAGGCAGCCAAAGGCGGUUUUUAUCUGGAUGUCGCAGAGCUACCGUUGCCAAGAGGUGGCAGCGUGCGCGAGGAGCACCUGGAGGCCCGAAAGCUACGCCUGCAAAGACGCUGCGCUGCGGAGGGCGGAACACCGGCAGCUGGACAAG